AAAUUAAAAUAAUUAAAAAAAAAACAAAAAAGUUAUAAAAAGUUUUACUUGAACCUUGAUCUAUUAUCUGUUUAAAAAAUAAAAAAAAAACUUUAAUCAGUUCAACAUGGAUGCACAAUACGAUAAAUUAUCACAACAACAAAUAAAUAUUUUACAAAUUGAAAAGGACUCACAGCAAAAACAAAGUAUUACCUAUAGCAAAGAUAUGGCUUUGCUUUCAGUUUCUAGUUCCAACAGUGACAGCAGUUCCGAAGUGGGUCGUGAGAAAUGGGGCAAAGAAAUUGAGUUUUUAUUUUCCUGCAUUGCUUUAUCGGUGGGACUGGGCAAUGUAUGGCGUUUUCCCUUUAUAGCUUUGGCCAAUGGGGGAGGUGCUUUUGUUAUACCUUAUAUAAUAGUAUUAUUACUAAUUGGACGUCCAGUUUACUAUAUGGAGGUAAUUAUAGGACAAUUUUCCAGUAGGGGCUGUAUCAAGGCCUUUGAUAUGGUGCCUUUAAUGAAGGGUAUAGCCUAUGGUCAAGUUUAUGCCACAGCCUUGGCCACCACCUAUUAUGCCAGUAUUAUGGCCUUAACUUUAAAAUACUUAAUAGCUUCUUUAUCGGAUGUAUUACCCUGGACCUAUUGUCUAGCAGAAUGGGGUUCUAGUUGUAUAGCCACUUCUGAGUCCUUAGAUCAGGGGACUAAUGUUACGAACUCCAAACGCAUUUCCUCGGCAGAGUUAUUUUUCACUAAAACAGUUUUGCGUGAAAGUGAGAAUAUUGAUGAGGGUUUGGGUUCUCCCAAUUGGGACUUGGUGGUGUGUUUAAUGUUUGCAUGGCUAUUUAUAGCGGUAAUUCUAGUCAAAGGCAUUCGCAGCUCGGGUAAAGCCUCAUACUUUUUGGCCAUAUUUCCUUAUAUUGUCAUGUUCAUUUUACUGGGAAGAGCUUUAACGUUGCCCGGUUCUUGGGAUGGUAUAGUGUACUUUUUGAAACCACAAUGGAGUGAGUUAUUAAAUCCGAAUGUUUGGUACAAUGCCAUCACACAAAUGUUUUUCUCUUUGGCCAUCUGUUUUGGUACAUUGGUCAUGUAUGCUUCCUUUAAUAAUUUUCGCAAAAAUGUUUAUCGUGACGUCAUCAUUAUAACCAGUGUUGAUUCAGUUACCUCUAUCCUAGCCGGCUGUAUUAUUUUUGGUAUUUUGGGAAAUUUAGCAUACGAAACGAAAACAACCGAUAUUGCCAAUGUUGUUAAAGGAGGUGCUGGUUUGGCAUUUAUCUCUUAUCCCGAGGCUAUAGCCAAAUUUAAAUUUUUACCACAAGUUUUUGCCGUUUUAUUCUUUAUGAUGCUUUUGGUCUUGGGUAUGGGCAGUAAUAUUGGCAUGGCUUCAUGUGUCAUUACGGUUAUUAAGGAUCGUUUUAAUCAUUUGCCUCAUUGGUUCUUGUCGACGGCCAUGGCAGUAGUGGGCUUUUUGUGUGGCAUUGUUUAUAUGACUCCGGGGGGACAAUUUGUUUUGAAUAUGGUGGAUUUCUUUGGCUGUUCAUUUAUUGCUUUAUUUUUGGCCAUCGCUGAAUUGAUAGCAGUGGGAUGGAUUUAUGGUGUCAAACGUCUCUGCCAGGACAUCGAAUUUAUGCUGGGCGUUAAGACCAGUCUAUAUUGGCGUAUUUGUUGGUCCAUCAUUACACCAGGUUUAAUGUUUUUAGUGUUAAUAUAUACCCUAAUCACAUUAGAACCUUUGCAAUAUAAAAAUGUGGCAUAUCCCCAAAUGGCAUAUAAUUUGGCAUGGAUAAUGUGGGCCAUAGGAGUAGGUCAGCUGCCACUAUGGGCUCUUUAUACAAUUUAUCAACAAAAAGGAGAAACAUUUAAGGAGAAAUUCUCCAACUCUCUUAAACCCCGCUGCCAUUGGGGCCCUGAACCUAAACUAUUAGAGGAAUAUUUAGCCUACAGAAAAGCACUGUUGCAUGACUAUGAAGAUGAAGAGGAGACAAGUUUAUGCUCGCGAUUUAUAAAAAAUAUUUUCCAUUAAUUAUUUUAGUUAAAAUUUUAGUUUAAUUAUUAGAAAAGUAAUUAGUAAUUAUGAUG
Messenger RNA from Lucilia cuprina (Australian sheep blowfly), 2052 nucleotides. RefSeq names its product sodium-dependent nutrient amino acid transporter 1. The record is from RefSeq and is a predicted model, not a curated record. Gene Ontology annotation, molecular function: L-amino acid transmembrane transporter activity. Gene Ontology annotation, cellular component: membrane. Gene Ontology annotation, biological process: sodium ion transmembrane transport. Lineage: Eukaryota; Metazoa; Arthropoda; Insecta; Diptera; Calliphoridae.